Abrus precatorius (Indian licorice) is the source of this 2152-nucleotide messenger RNA. RefSeq names its product cytochrome P450 81E8-like. NCBI's taxonomy places the organism in Eukaryota, Viridiplantae, Streptophyta, Magnoliopsida, Fabales, Fabaceae. Gene Ontology annotation, molecular function: heme binding; monooxygenase activity; oxidoreductase activity, acting on paired donors, with incorporation or reduction of molecular oxygen. The transcript is spliced from 2 exons. The coding region runs from base 404 to 1900 and encodes 498 amino acids. The record is from RefSeq and is a predicted model, not a curated record.
AUAUUAUUUAAAGAAUUCAAUUUUUCAAAAUUUAAAUUACAUAAAUAUAUUAACAAAAUAUUAAUAAAAAGUUUAUUAAAAAGGGGAUAAUAUAAAAUAUCAAAUAAAAAGAUUACAUAUUUUAAGCAGUAGUGAAAAAUCUGUCACCCCUGCCAUCUGCCAUCGCUCGUAAGCGGUGAUGCCAGGAUCCGUUGGUCGAACUGUGACUCAUUACGUAAGCACAAACGCAACCCGAGCCAAAUUUCGAUUGAACUAUUUGAAUUUGUGUACUUGUCAUGCGCCUUUAUAAACUCAUGUGCAAGUGGGGCUUCAAAUCGACCAAACAAAUAGCCUUCGCCAGCACUCUCUAACUAGCUUAGCAAGACAGUAACAGAACCCAAUCCCCCAAAAGCUUCAAUUCAACAUGUCCAUGUCCUUCUUUUCCUUCUCCUUUUUAUCUCUCGUUUUACUCAUCUCUCUCAAGCUCUUAUUCCAAUUAAGAACGUUCAGAAACCUUCCUCCAGGACCUCCCUUUUUCCCAAUAAUCGGAAACCUCCACCAACUCAAACAACCAAUCCACCGCACGUUCCAUGCCAUAUCCCAAAAAUACGGCAAAAUCUUUUCUCUUUGGUUCGGUUCCCGCCUUGUCGUUGUCGUUUCAUCCUCAUCCUUAGCUCAAGAAUGCUUCACCAAAAACGACAUCGUUUUGGCAAACCGACCUCACUUUCUCACUGGCAAGUACAUCGGCUACAACAACACUACCAUCGCAGUUUCCCCCUACGGAGACCACUGGCGCAAUCUACGACGCAUCGUUUCACUCGAGGUUCUCUCAUCUCACCGCCUCAACUCUUUCUUGGAAAUACGAAGGGACGAAAUAAUGAGGCUUAUGCAAAAGCUAACCCAAGACUCUCAUGAAGAGUUUUCCAAGGUGGAACUUAAAUCAAAGUUUUCGGAGAUGACGUUUAACACUAUAAUGAGGAUGGUUUCGGGGAAAAGGUAUUACGGUGAGGACUGUGAUGUGAGUGAUGUUGAGGAAGCGAGACAAUUUAGAGAGAUUAUUAAGGAGUUGGUGACUUUGGGAGGGGCCAAUAACCCAGGUGAUUUUUUGGCUUUUCUAAGAUGGUUCGAUUUUGAUAAUUUGGAGAAGAGGUUGAAAAGGAUCAGUAGGAGAACUGAUGCGUUCUUACAAGGACUCAUUGACGAGCAUCAUAAUAGGAAGCAACGUGCCAAUACUAUGAUAGAUCAUCUCCUAGCUCAACAACAACUACAACCUCAGUACUAUACGGAUCGCAUCAUCAAAGGGCUCGCUCUGGUUAUGCUUCUUGCAGGGACAGACACAUCAGCUGUAACUUUAGAAUGGGCAAUGUCUAAUUUACUAAAUCAUCCUGAAAUAUUGCAAAAAGCUAAACAAGAAAUAGACACUCAUAUAGGCCAAGAUCGCCUAGUAGAUGAGCCUGACAUUCCAAAUCUCCCUUACCUUCAAAGCAUUAUAAAUGAGACAUUUCGAUUGCACCCUGCUGCUCCAAUGUUGGUACCUCAUUUGUCUUCAGAAGAUUGCACCAUAGGAGGAUAUAAGAUCCCAAAGAACACAAUUUUGUUGGUGAAUGCUUGGGCCAUUCAUAGAGAUCCCAGUUUAUGGAGUGACCCUACACUCUUUAAGCCUGAGAGGUUUGAGAAAGAAGGUGAAGCAAACAAAUUACUUCAAUUUGGGUUAGGGAGGAGAGCUUGCCCUGGAGCAAACUUGGCUCAACGCACAGUGGGCUUAACCUUAGCCUUAUUGAUUCAAUGUUUUGAGUGGAAACGAACUAGUGAUGAAGAAAUUGUCAUGAUUGAAGGAAAAGGACUCACUGUGUCAAGGCGAAAUUCCUUAGAAGCUAUGUGCAAAGUGAGCCAAUCACCAGCAAUUAAGGAUAUUUUCUAAUUUCUAGUAUUGUUGAAAGCAUAUGCAUGAUGUAAUGUUCCUUAAGAAGUUACGGUAGCAUAUAUAUAUGUAAAAUAAAAUGGAUGAUAUUUGCAUUAAAUAAAAAAUAGGGUCUAUGUACAAAAUUAGGUUUGAAAUUAAAAGUGCUUGAGCAUUUUUCUUGCUUAGAAUCCUUUUGUUUUUUUUUUCCAAUUAAUUAUAAUCUUUCAUGUUUUGGAAUGAAAAAAUGUUAAUACAUAUCUUAUUUUUUGU